Messenger RNA from Cladophialophora yegresii CBS 114405, 1308 nucleotides. RefSeq lists its product as uncharacterized. The record is from RefSeq and is a predicted model, not a curated record. Lineage: Eukaryota; Fungi; Ascomycota; Eurotiomycetes; Chaetothyriales; Herpotrichiellaceae. The transcript has a single exon. The coding region runs from base 1 to 1308 and encodes 435 amino acids.
AUGCCCGUCUACUUGGUCCACGGCUUCCGCUGGCCGCGCGAAGGCUUCACGGGCAUCCGCGUCCACGCCGUGAUCAACAACCUCGACGACGUCAGCGUCGAGUACAUCCAGAACGCCAACUCGCGGCGUGACCUGCUGCGCUCCUUCCGCACGGCGUACCCGGAGAUCAUGAAAGAGCUGGACCACUCGGACCCGGACAGCGAAGUAUACAUGCAGCCUGGGAUGGCAGGCACCAAAGGCGGCAGAAGAUUAGAGUUCAUCGAACAGUAUAACCCGGAGGACGUGGACGGGCCGUACGCUGUCAGCCAGCCGUACGCGUACGUGGGGGACAAGGUCGUCGUCAUCGCCGCGGCCAGUCCGGCGGGCAUGCGUGAUGGGAUGAACGGCGGACCGGGAACCGCGCAGCAGCCAGACUCGCCUGGCCUGCCACGUGGCAGAACCCCCGGCCGCUCGGUAACGCAGCCCAUGUCCAAGUCCGCGCCGUUCAACUCGCCUGCGGAUAUCACGGCCUUGAGCGUCAACGUGGAAGAAGUCCUUGCCGAUGGGCCCGGGCUGACGAAUAAAGCCUGGGAAGCGCUCGCCGACCUGCGCGACAAGAUAGCCGAGGGUGAGAAGAUCGGAUGGUGGGUGGUGUACAACGGGGAUCCGGAGCGGUUCGUUGAGGAGGUGGACGACGAGGACGAGGACGAGGACGGGGACGAGUGCGAGUACGAAUAUGAUUACGAGUCUGAAGACGAAGAGGUGGAGGUGGAGGAUGUCCGGGGCUUCAAGCAGCAGCAGCAGCAGCCACAGAACCCCGAUCGAGGUGGCCCAAGAAGAGCGGUAGCGACCCCAGUGAGUCCUGCUACCGUCAGGAGCGCUGAGUCCUCCGCAGCAGCGAGAGGUCAUCGUCCCACAGGCAGCGAGAACGCCCCGAUCCCCACUUCUUUCACGGGAAUGGGAACAUAUCCUAUAUCCACACCCGCCGUACAGGUCCACCAACACAUAGCCUCACCACAGCGCAAUCACGCACGGCAACAACAACCACAGCAACAGCAGCCCCAACGCCAGCGCCAGUUAAGCUCCCCAGGGCUGACCGCCCUGCCCGUGCGACCGUCGCCUCCCCUGGUAUCAGGUCCAACUUUGGAGCAAGCAUCGUUACCAGCAGCACAAGCGAGUCGGUCACGGCCCAACACUGCCGCCUCUACCCCCGAAACCAAGGGCAAGCAGAAAGACCGCGAACGAGACGUCCCUACAGACCCGGCCAAGUUGAAAGAGAUCAGCAGAUCUCAGGGCUUGCGCAAGAAAUUCUUCGGCCGCCGGACCUGA